GUCUCAAAGUUCAGACAAUACAAAUAUCUUAUGAAAUUAAAUGGUUUUCUCAGGGGCCACUUCCCCACUUAAUGUACAAGGAGCCGUUAUUCUAAAGCGCGUGUUUUAUUGUCUUUCCGGUUUAAGGUUUAUCGAGCCCCCGUUACGGUUACAUCUCCCGACGCCCAACAUAACGUUACUCAUAAAACUAGGAGGUCUGGGUCUACAACUACGCUACUCUUAUGUGCCUUUGUGUACGCCGCCUAUACCGGUUAUCUGUUUUAACGCUUUCAAGAAAAUCUACCGCAGAGCGCACAUGCAGUCUGCAGCGUGGCAAGAGGGAGGCGCUCCGCUUUGUCCGAGAGGAAAGGCAGACACACACACGCACGCACACACUUGCGUACACGCACGCACACACACAGAUGGAGUGCCCGAGGGAGGGGGUGAUCAGCCGCUGUGCUGGUGAUGAGAGAGAGACUCGGAAGGGUAGAUGACCGUUUCUAGAUAGUUUCUAAAACAACGUUUCUCGAAGCGCUUCGGGCUACUCUGUCACGAAGACACACAGUUAUUUGCAUGCUGGAUGAUUGCAUGCGGCGAUAUUAUAUGUUCUUAGUGGGGAGUGUUGCGGUGUGUGUGUGUGUGUUAGGCUAUGCACAACAUACAAUAUAGGCCUACUGGGAUUGAUGUAUAUAUUGCCAUAAAAAUAUGGCAAUAGUCAAACCUUUCUUUAUUUAUUGGCUACUGUGCCAUCGUGCUUGUGUGUUUAGAACAAAAGGUUUUAAGGAUAACCCACAGAAACACCAUAAUGACUACUGAACCAGCAUCAGUUUCAUCACCUCAGGAUAUUUAUCAUUCAGUUAAAAAACAGACAGCAUUGCAUAGGAGGUGGACUUUUUCUAUUUGCUAAAGCCAACAAUCCCUCAUUGUUAAAAUAGUAAAAUACAAUUUAUAUUACGUUGUCCAAUAACAUGAGCCCACAUUCCGCGUCAGAGUCGGCGCCAGCGCGUAUGCGGACAUCCACGUGGCUAUGGUGACAUUUACGUUUAUUUUGAUUAUUUAUUUAUAUUUCUACGGAGCCUCAGAGGUGACAUAGAGGAUUUCCCAUAGGAUUUUUUUUAAAUAUAAUUUGUGGCCACGGAAGGCGUUUUUCCGAGGCCAUGUAAUAAGUAUUUCAAGGCCACAAAUUAGUAUUUCGUUAAUAUUGGUUUUGGCUAUAAUUUAUAAUAGAAAAUACAAAAUAAUAUUCUUGUCACCUCCGGGGCUCCGUACGUUCGGUAAUCAGCCACGAGACUGCAAUUAGUGCACCUGCUGAAUACAAAACCCUUUAUUUUCAGUCGGUUGUGAUUUAUCCUACGAACGGAGCAAAUGCAGGUGCGGGUCCGUUUAGGUAGGGCUUGAAGAACGAUCCCAGCAGGGCCGGUUCCAAUCCUUUUGGUGCCCUAGAACAAGGAGAAGGAGAGAAUGAAGGAGCGAGAGAAGGAGGCCAGGGAGCGGGAGGCGCGCUACAGCAACGGCCACCUCUUCACCUCCCUGACCGUGUCCGCCACCACGCUCUGCUCCGCCUGCAACCGGAGCAUCACCGCCAAGGAAGCUCUGAGCUGUCCAACGUGUAACGUCACCAUUCAUAAUCGCUGUCGAGACACACUGGCUACCUGCGUCAAGAUGAAGCAAAAGCUGCAGAAGUUGGCCUUAGUGAGGAACAGCUCAGCUCUGCAGAAUGUAACACUGAGGAACAAGACUCCGUUAAUGAAGGAGCGCCCGAGCUCUGCCAUCUACCCGUCAGACAGCCUGCGUGCAUCGCUGCUGGGCUCGAGGAGAGUGAGGUCUGGGCUCUCAUUGGCUAAGAGCGUUUCCACCAAUAACAUCGCAGGUUGUGAGGACUCCCCUGUCGGUCUGAGGAGGAUUCUGUCUCAGUCCAGCGACUCCCUGAACUUCAGAAACCGAGCCAUGUCCCUGGAGUCACUGACAGACGAGGGGGAGAUGUACUACUCCUCCCUACUGGAGGAGCUGCAGGAGGAGGGUCGCUGUGUGUCCACAGACAGCUGGAGCGUGGCCGUGGACCACAGCUUCCUUCAGAGUCAACGGAAAGACGUCAUCAAACGCCAAGACGUCAUCUACGAGCUCAUUCAGACAGAGUUCCAUCACGUGCGGACGCUGCGCAUCAUGGAGGGGGUGUACCGACGGGGCAUGCUGGAGGAGGUGCUGCUGGAGCCGGGCGUGGUUCACGCCGUCUUCCCCUGUCUGGAACAGCUGCUGGGCCUCCACCAGGCCUUCCUGGCCCUGAUGAUGACCAGGAGGGCCCAAUCACUGGCCCCUGGCAGCCCCACCAACUUCAACAUCCAGCAGCUGGGAGAUCUCCUGCUGAAUCAGUUUUCAGGUCAGAGUGCUGAAGACAUCCGGAAGGUUUAUUCUGAGUUCUGCAGUCGUCAUCCCAAAGCCGUGAAGCUUUACAAGGAGCUGCUAGCCAGAGACAAGAGGUUCCAGCACUUUGUUCGGAAAGUGACACGAGGUCCUCUGCUGCGUCGUCAUGGGAUCCAGGAAUGCAUUCUCCUCGUAACUCAAAGGAUCACCAAGUACCCCGUCCUGAUACAGAGGAUCUUGGACAACACCAAGGGGAACGAGGAAGAGGUGCAGUCUCUGAGCACCGCGCUGGGGCUGCUGAAGGACCUGAUCAAGUCUGUGGACCAGGAGGUUCUGGAGCUGGAGCGCACCCAGCGCCUGCAGGAGAUCCAGGCCAGGCUGGACCCCCGGGCCCAGACGGAGGUCAGCGGAGGAGGCGUGUUCAGGGGAGGGGAACUGCUCCGCCGGAGGCUGGUGCACGACGGGAACCUCCUCUGGAAGAUCCAGGGCUCCCGCAUGAAAGAUGUGCAGGUUCUGCUGAUGUCUGAUAUCCUCGUCUUCCUCCAGGACAAAGACCAGAAGUUUACCUUCCCCUCGCUGGACAAGCCAUCUGUGGUUUCCCUGAACAAGCUGAUCGUCAGGGACAUAGCCAAUCAGGAGCGGGGGAUGUUUGUGAUCAGUGACUCCACCCCCCCAGAGAUGUACGAGCUCUACGCCGCAUCGAAGGAGGAUCGCAAACACUGGAUGACCCUCAUACAGCAGACGGUCCUCAGGUGUCCAUCCCGAGAGGAGUUCGCCCUGAUUGAGACGGAGGAUAAGGCCUUACUGCGACGACUGAGAGCGGACAUCCAGCAGAAGGACAGGGAGGUGCUGGAGCUCCUGCAGGAGAGGGUCACCCUGUUCUCGGACCUGGCUGAGCUCACCAAAUCGGGGGAGAAGAGCCCCAAUUCCUCCAACACCCGGAACCUGUUCCGCCUGGACACGCCCCAUGCACCCCACGCUGAGAAACGCCUCACCGACGCCAUCUCUGAAGUUGACCGACUGACUGAGUUAUUGGUGGGAUCACAGUCGUUAACGUGCAGCAUCGCCAACGGCAACCAGGACCACCCGUGCUCCCCAAACCGAGAGCCCGCCUUAAAUGGAUCGUAUGAGUUCAGCAGUCACAUGUCUGAGGACACCAACGGAAACCGGUUUCAAGAUGGAGGGAUGAACGAGGAAGUAUGUCAGCGCCUGGUCAGCCUCAGUACGACGCUCCAUGCACUCCAGGCGGCGGUGAUCUGCCAGGACUCGGUGCUGGAGCUCUGCGUCCCCGGGGGUCCGACCGGCGGCCUGUCCGCCGGGACCGCCGUGCCCCGCCUCUCCCGCUCGGUGUCCAAAGACACGGGGCUGGACGCCGGCGAGGCCGCCAUGAUGCGCCGGCAGCUGGCGCUGCUGCAGGAGGAGGUGGCCCGGCUGAAGCCCCUAGAGGGCCAGCUGGGGGAGAGCGAGAAGGCCCGGGCCCUGGCCGAGAAGCAGCUCAAAGAGAUGGCGCCCAAGGGCCACCGCAGGAACCGGGGCAAGGGCCACGGCAACAAGGGAGAGAAGGCUUCACGGAGGAAGAGCUGCAGUGACAUUGAUAUCCCCACCGUCGCCCCAUUGGCCAGUCAGGAAGCUGUGGACCAAUUAGACGGUCCGAUCCAGGAAGUCAGCGAGGAGGACGAGGAGCCAGAUGUGGUCCGGAUCUCCCCCCGUUCUGACAGCCCCAGAGAUCUCCAAGACAUUCCUGAAGAGAGCGAGUGCGGUCAUGAAACCAUGUCCACUUGAAGGCAGAUCCAGAUGUUUCGUAUUACAUUUAUAUCACACACACACACAAACACGAACACACACACACACUAAGUCAACAACUAUCAGUUGACAAAGUUGCUGCUUCAGGAAGCAGAAUGUUGUAAUAAUGUAUUAAGCUAGGGGUUUGAUCUGUUAGCCACCAUCAACACAGGUAUUACGUGUCGGUAUGGUAGGGUGACAGACAUCCCCGUUUUCAAUGGACCGUCUCCGUAUCUGGAGGCUUUUAAACAGGGUUAUGACCCCUUAAAAAAUAAAAAGAUUCUAUAAAUAUAUAUAUACUCAUUUUUGGACAGUUGGUAACUAGUGCCGUGUCCCUCUCAUAGGCUGUGAAACCAGCUCACUACACAGGGGUGUAUCUAUCAACUUCAUACCAUAAGUAGUAGGGCUUUGACUCCGAACUUCGUUAUUCGAAUAUAAUUCGAAUAUCAAAGAAUAAAUCAAAAUUCGAAGGAAUAUUAGGCAGCCCUUAAUAUUGGAACCUGUUAUGGCCAGGCCAAGAGGGAGGGACGUCGGAGAACCCCGACGCAGUCAAUUCAUAAUAUUGUAAUGACCACGGAAGAGGCAGUGAAUGAAGUAUUGAUUAGACAGCGAUUUAUUAGAAACCUAAUAAACCGUUAGAACACGCAAGACCGGUAACCAUAGUAACGCGGUAAACAAACCUUGCGACGCCCAAUCCAGGCAUUUAAUGGUCAAAAUAUUAUUAAUAAAUAUUUGAAUAUUAAUAUUAAUAAACAAACAAACUUCGAAUAUGAUUUUUGGGCAAAAGUCAAAGCCCUAAUAAGUAGUAAUGACCGAUCAUGAAUAAUAGGCUAUCAAUGCACCAUUCCUUAUUUGAGUGGCCUCGAUGGCUUCUUUCGGGGUGUUUUACCAAAGCUUAAAAACACAUCAUAGUAAACCAUUUGGCCUUCACUGCACAAUACUCUGCUAGGACUACAUUUUCGAUUGAUAAGAAUAGGCUAAAUGUAUUAGCAUUCAUUUCAGAAAUCUGGUCACCUUAUGGUAUAGCAGUUUGGAGGCAAUUCUUUAUCUGUAUAUUACUUUUAAGAACACGCUUUGCCUCUGAGGAUAGUUCAAUAACAAGAACUCAUCCCUGUCAAGUUAAAACAUUUAGCCAUCAACAACCCCUUGAAGAGGGCUGGGGUCAACAUGCUUUAUCCAUAACUGCCUGUACAUCUUUAGAAAGAGGAUGAUGCUAAUCUUUAUGAAGAAGGGCUAUAUACAUUGGCUGUUGGAACUGAAGCCUGCUGACUAGAAGGGUGAAGGGGCACUUGCCCUUCCCAAUGAAGAUAUGUGUAUGUUUUAUGAUCAAUCCUAUUUAAUGUAGCUUUAUACUGAAGGUUACCGUAAUAGUUAGAUAAUGAUGACCACAGUGCUGGAUCUUAUGAUUGUUUAAUCUCUAAUGCUGUCUUUUACAAGCUGAAGGAAUUGUAUGUAUACAUUUUGAUCAUUUAUCAAAAGAAACUGUAAAUGUUUUACUGUAAUAUUGCUGAUAAUUAUUGCAAGUCGAUCUACAUUAUCUGUGUGCUCUUUAUAAAUCUAAUGUAUUGAUACGCGUCUGGAAUGGUCACCGUGUAUGUUUUCAGCAACAGCUCGUCUUAAUGUACUAAUGGGGUUUCAUAUCUUUAACUCUAUCUGCAUUACCUUCCCUUAGGGCUGCCUUUAAAUACGCCAUGCAUAUUGUAGCUAUACUCGUACCACUACUUCAUUCUAGAAAAAGCGAUAUAUAUAUUUUUCGAUAUAGAUUGGAUAUCCCAUGGGUUACAUACUAGGCUCCCCUGCAUAUCAGCCAUGAUGGGGCGCGGACAUUACAAUUAGGGCAUUUAGCUGACGCCUUUAUCCAAAGCGACUUACAUCGGUUAAUACACACAUUGACACACCGACGGCAGAGUCAACCAUGCAAGGCGACAGCCAGCUCGUCAGGAGCAGUUAGGGUUAAGUGUCUUGCUCAGGGACGCAUCAACACUCAGACAGGAGAAGCUGGGGAUCGAACUAGCAACCCUGCGGUUACAAGGCAACUGCUCUACCUCUUGAGCUAAGCCGCACAUUAAGUGUUCUCUAUAAUAACGUCUUUAUGUUGAAGCUUGAUCACUCGGGCUUCAAGCAGGCACCGUAGUCUGGCAGCGCGAGGAAAGGUGCAGUGUGUGUGUGUAGUGAUCGUUAGCUGAUUCGGUGUCACAAAAGGAACCAUUGAUGAUGAUCUGGCCCAAUAUAUCUUGUGAAAAGGAGGUAAUUUUUCACUCCUGUGUAUCACGGAUAUAAUAGCCUCUGACUACGUUUUUGGAGUUGAUUCCUCUUGGUGUAUAUGUUAAAAAGUUAAAGUGCUGAAUAUUUUGAUAGUUUCUGUAGCUGAACGUAUGCAGCAGUAAGUAGUAGACCAAAAAAGAGGCGCUAGAAAAAGUACGUAUAAGAAAAAUAAAAAUAUCAAUAUCCAGCUGAUUCAGCAUUCACGCUAAUAAGGCCUAUGAAGAACCAUAGUUGGGUGCUACAUGCAGCACUCGCCUAAUUACUGAAGAAGAGAAUAUUUUAGAAAGUUAUUUAUUGACAGCCCCAAACUCAUUACAAAAAUUAUCCAUAUGGACAAAGUUAUCCAUAUGGAUCACUGACCUCACAUAUGUAGCUUAUUACUAAAAUCAUUCAAUCCAUUAGAAAAAGAGCCAUGGUAUGUGAUGAACAAAUAUCUCGGCCUUGGACAUUAAUGAUUGUUGUAGAAAAGCCGUCUAGGAGUUCUUCUGUGGUACCUUAAUGGUCACCUGGUGGGAAAGAACAACAUUGACAUUAUGUGUGGGAGUAUAGAAGAGCCAAAAUAAAAUGAAGGUAUUUUCUUUAAAGAAAAAGUGCAGUUUUGAAAUUGUUCCAUUUACCGUUUUGACCUCUGUGUAAUUGUCCAAACCAUAUUCUCCCAGCUCUCUGCCAUUCCCAGAAGCUUUGAAACCUCCAAAUGGAGCUUGGGCUCCAAAGACAUCAUAGCAGUUAAUCCUGCCAAUUUAUAAACACAUGCAAACACUUGAGAUUAAUGAGUAAGUGAAAGUCUGUUAUUAUUUGCAGAGACAUUUCCUGUAGAACAUUGAACAUGGUUACAUAGACUGAUCCACUGUACCUAAAAACAACAUUUUCAAGGUCAACAAUCCAUUGCCAUUAUUCAAUUUGUGCAAAGGGAGUCCAAUAAGCAGGCCCGACCAUUGUGUUAAGGGUGAAGGGCAGAAGAAUACAGACCAUCAAAACAAUCUAACCCUAACCCAUCAAACCAGAUUUGAGCUUGUCUGCCAUCAGACUUAUAGAUACAAGUCUAGGAUAUUAAUUUAAAAAGUCUGUUUAUAGGGCAAGGGUUACUCUCCCAAGUCUAACCUGUUAGCUUGGUGCCAGCAAUAUUUCAUGCGAUGCAUCUACAUCCCCCAUCACAAAAUAGACCAGCCUUUUGUCAAGCAUUUGACUUCAAUCCCGUGAAGUCAGACAGACAACCCCCAUCAGAUGAUGUCAGACAGACAAGACCUUCAUAAAAGCAAGCCACGUGACCAACGGUUGAAGCUGAUGAAUAGAGUUUAUCAGUAACCAGUUGGAUGAACUCCAAAACACUCGCAAUAAAAUGCCACCGUUUGGUUUAUUUAAUGUUAAUCAUUCAACCAUCCUGCUUACCUUUAGUCUGAUAUUGAGUCAUCUGGUCAUUAGCCCAGUGUGAGAUUAAUAACCGGAGCAGCCCCACCCUAGAUUUCAAUCAUAUACCCUGAAUACGACGGCUUUGUCUGAAUCCCUCCAGCCGCCUCAGUGCACAAUGCUGCACACGCCCUGGUCAAAUAAAGACUUGCUUUGAUACUGUGGCCUUUGACGUUAGAAAAUAAUGUGCUACCAGACGGUGCCGGCGCGGAGACCGCUGGAGAGGUAGUGGGCCUUGUCGAUGUCCUUGGUGAAGACAGCCGCUGCCAGGCCAUACUUGGUGUCGUUUGCUCGCUCCAAUACCUCUUCCAAGGUUUUGAACU
Gadus chalcogrammus (walleye pollock) is the source of this 8117-nucleotide messenger RNA. RefSeq names its product rho/rac guanine nucleotide exchange factor (GEF) 2 (gene arhgef2b). The transcript is spliced from 22 exons. The coding region runs from base 1441 to 4122 and encodes 893 amino acids. The record is from RefSeq and is a predicted model, not a curated record. Gene Ontology annotation, biological process: actin filament organization; positive regulation of neuron differentiation; cell morphogenesis. Gene Ontology annotation, molecular function: microtubule binding; guanyl-nucleotide exchange factor activity. NCBI's taxonomy places the organism in Eukaryota, Metazoa, Chordata, Actinopteri, Gadiformes, Gadidae. Gene Ontology annotation, cellular component: cytoskeleton; ruffle membrane.